AUGCAUUGUCAGACCCACCCAGAAGGACUUGAAUUACAUAUCGCAUCGCCUUUUCCAGAAGGGGUCCAGGAAUUCAUACAGAACCUGGAUUUGCGGGUCCGGCGAUCCGUUGCCGACAUUACUGUCGCAAAGGUGUCAACAGAUGCCACAUCUGGUGCAUCGGACAGUGAGCUAAAGAAAAUUUGGGAUUGGAAUAACACGGUUCCUGUGAUGGUGCCGAGAUGCGUUCACGACAUAAUCGCCGGGGAAGCCCGACGACGACCACUUGCGCCAGCAGUCUCUGCCUGGGAUGGCGAGCUAGACUAUCAGCAACUAGACGAGCAUUCCACUCGAUUCGCCAAUUUCCUAGUGCAGCUGGGUGCUGGGCCGGAUGACAUCAUUCCCCUAUGCUUUGAGAAGUCCAAGUGGAUGAUGGUGGCCAUCCUGGCGGUGAUGAAAUCGGGAGCAGUCAUCGCUGCUCUGGAUCCAACUCAGCCCGAGUCCCGCCUGCAGACCAUCAUGAAACAGCUUCAGCCAGGCUGGAUGAUUGCAUCGCCCGCCCAGAUCGAGGUGGCCACCCGUCUGGAAACCAGCGAUGUCAUUCUCCUCGACGAAACUCACCUGCAACGAUUGCCUGAGCCUCAAAGCGAAAAACUUCCGUGCGUUGAUCCUUCUAGCAACCUAUACAUAGUUUUCACUUCAGGCAGUACUGGAAUGCCAAAGGGAGUCAUGAUCAACCACACCAACUUCAGCAGUGCCAUCGCCCACCAGAAUCGUGCACUGGGAAUCAACGAAACAUCGCGAGUCUUUGACUUUUCCUCAUACGCCUUCGAUCUAUCAUGGGGAAACAUCAUACACACCUUCGCUUCCGGGGGAUGCCUCUGCAUCCCCUCUGAAAGUGAGCGCAAAGGAAACAUCACUGAUGCAAUUCGCAGGCUUGGAGUAAACCAUCUUCAGCUGACGCCUACCGUUGCUCGCCUAAUCGACCCUCAAGACAUACCCAACUUGCGAUUGAUCCUCUUGAUUGGAGAGGCAAUGACCCAGGCUGAUGUUGAUCAAUGGACACCGUACUGUACACUGAUCAAUUCAUACGGCCCAGCCGAAUGCACGGUGGCAGUGACAUUCCAAACGAUCCCCCGUCACAUACCUUGGGAUCUGAGUAUGGGCAAAGGUGUUGGUUGCAACACCUGGAUAGUUGAUGAGGCUCAUGGGGACAGCUUGGUUUCCAUUGGUCAUACAGGCGAGUUGUGGCUGGAGGGUCCCCUGGUAGGACAAGGAUACCUGGGGGACCCCAAGAAGACUGCAGCUAGCUUUGUGGAUGAUCCUGCCUGGUUGGCCCGAGGAGCUCCUGGUAUCCCAGGACGUCGAGGCCGGCUAUACAAAACCGGAGAUCUCGCGCGGUAUAACUCGGACGGCUCGUUGGUCUAUUCUGCUCGCCGAGACACCCAGAUCAAGAUUAGAGGCCAGCGUGUUGAGUUGGGCGAUGUGGAAUACCAUCUUAAGCUUGCACUGCCCGACAGCAUUCCAUCUGUUGCAGCCGAGGCCAUCACCCCGCGGGGUAGCGAAAAUGCCAUCUUAACAGCAUUCAUCCCUCUUGGAGAAGUAGCAGACGAAAAUGAGAACAAAGCUAGAGAGAUUCUUGCUAGCUGUGUGCAUGGGGUGGAGGAACGCCUGACUGAGCAGCUGCCCAGCUACAUGGUGCCGAGCAUGUACCUUGCGGUCUCUGCGAUCCCUAUGAGCACCACAGGAAAGACAGACCGAUUACGACUGCGAGAGAUCGGUUCUGCUCUAACGCUAGAUCAAUUGACGAAGUUGCAGCCGUCGCGGGCAGCAGCAAACAAGGCACCCCAGACGGAGAUGGAGCACCGACUUCAGCAGCUCUGGGCGGAGGUUUUGAAUCUGGAAGCCUCCCAAAUCGGGAUAGACGAUAGUUUCUUUCUUCUUGGAGGCGACUCUAUCUCGGCCAUGCGGGUUGCCGCCAAAUCGCUCGCAAGAGGAGUUCAAGUUACAGUGCCCGACAUGUUCAAACACAAGACGAUCUCGCGUCUCGCGCGGGAGAUCCACCCGGAUAAUCUGACCAAUCAGAGACAAGGUCUGCGCGACCAACCGUUCGCCCUCUCUCCAAUCCAGCAGUUUUCCCUCAAUAUUCAGCAAAACAAACAUGGUCAUUUCAACCAAAGCUCCUUCGUUCGAAUUACCGAGCAUCAAGGACCCGAUGCUGUGCGGCGCGCCAUCCGGUUCGUUGUUGCCCGGCACUCCCAGCUGCGCGCCCGCUUUCAACGGGGCAGCGAUGGGACAUGGAUGCAACGGAUCACCCCAUGCACUGAUGAAUCGUAUUCCUGGACGUAUCAUCGCUUGUCAUGCUUGGAUGAUGCCAUCGCAGACCUUCAUAACAGUCAGCGAGCUUCGGACCUUCAGACCGGUCCUCUAUUUGCGGUGGAUCUGAUCGACACACCAGACCAUCAAUACCUGUAUCUCACAGCGCACGGUCUGGUUGUCGACAAUGUCUCCUGGCGAAUUAUCUUGAAAGAUUUGGAGGAGAAUCUAGUCACAGGAACUAACUCUGUUUCUUCCGCGCCACUCUCAUUCCAGACUUGGUGUCACCUCCAGGAACAGCACGCCCAGGAACAUCUGGCACCUGAUGAUGUUAUGCCAUUUAACAUCGAAUUGCCUUGUGAUGAGUACUGGGGUUUAUCGCCGGGUCUCAACACGCAUGGUGACGUUAAAGAGACCAGGUUCACCCUGAGCCAAGAGACGUCUGAUAGCCUGCUUGGAACAGCGAAUUGCGCAUUCCAGACCGAACCCGUUGACGUAUUCCUUGCGACCUUGCUACGGUCCUUUAUGGAUAUAUUCAAUGACCGAGAUCCCCCGACUAUCUUCAGCGAAAGCCAUGGACGAGAGUCAUGGAGCCCAACGAUCGACCCAUCCAAGACAGUGGGCUGUUUCACCACCAUGGCGCCAAUCCCAGUCUUACCGACCUCCUAUCAGCUGAGCACUACUGAGUUGGUGCGUUCGAUAAAAGAUCGAAGGAGACAGAUCCCCCAUAACGGAUGGUCUUACUUCACAUCGCGGUACUUGAACCCCGGAGGACAAGAGAGGUUUGGUAGCCAUGCCUGUCCUGAGAUUUCUUUCAACUACUUUGGUCCAAAUCAAGAGCCAGAGAGGAGCGACGCGCUCUUUCAACCUUGCUCCAGCCUGCAGGGUCGAGUGCCAAAUGUUGCAGACAGCAUGGACCGGCCUUCCCUGAUUGAUGUUUCAGCGGAGCUGAUCGAAGGAUGCGUGCAGCUCCGCUUCCUUUUCAGCAAGCACAUAAUGAAGCAAGAUAUGUUAGACGAGUGGGUUGCGGCGUUCGAGUCGUCGUUAGAAGCAACCGCAAUGCAGCUCUGCAAUACGCAACCCAGCUACACAUUGUCUGACUUCCCCUUGUUACCUCCCACCCCCGCAAUGGGGAAAAAAUUGGAGAAUCUUUCGCAGUCUGGAAUUCCUUACGGUGAGGUGGAAGAUAUUUAUGAAAGCUCUCCCUUGCAACAGGGAAUUCUGUUGAGCCAGGCAAAAAACCAAGAUAUGUACUGGACCCGAGUGCGUUGGACGGUUCGGUCCAGCAAGGAAAGGUCAUCCCCGGUGGAUGCAGCUCGAUUUGAGCUUGCCUGGCGGAUGGUCGUGAAGCGCCAUGCUGUGCUGAGGACCACAUUCGCCGAGAGCAUUUCUUCGGAUGGUUGCAGUUACCAAAUGGUUUUGAAAAACGCCUCACCCAGUGUUCACACGAUCCAGGCAGCGGAUCCCGUAGAUGCCGUUGUGAAGUACAGAUCAACCUCCGGGCUGCGGGUGCGACCGGUGCAUUCGCUCGUCCUUUGCCCAACAUCACACGGAGAUUUAUUUUGUGAGCUGGAACUAAAUCAUGCCAUAAUUGAUGCCAUAUCAAUCCAGAUCUUGAAUCAUGAACUGUGUGCCGCGUACGAUGGACUACUCCCGGCAGAGCCAGGGCCCUUGUACAGUGAUUAUAUCCGGCAUCUCCAGACCUUGCCCACGACAGAGGCGAAGGAAUUUUGGCAAACACAACUAGCUGGGGCCCAACCAUGCAUUUUCCCAACACUUGCCGAGUCGAAUCCCCAAGUUGGCAAUUCGAAGGUGAUUCACUCCCUGUCUAUCAGUCCUGAGACGAACCAGAAUUUGCGUCAGUUCUGCAGAGCCAAUGACCUGACCCCAGCAAAUGUAGUCAGUCUGGCAUGGGCAUUGGUCCUGCGGACCUACACUGGUAGUGACUCUCUCUGCUACGGCUAUGUCGUGUCUGGUCGAGAUAUACCUAUGCGCCAUGUAGACCGGGCAGUUGGCACGUUCAUCAACAUGGUGGUAACACAUGUGGAGAUUGACAGCAAACGAGAGCUUCUCACUGUAAUUCAAGAGAUACAGGAAGCGUAUUUACGCAGCCUGGAGUACAACUACUACCCCUUGGCAGAAGUCUUGCAUGCCCACCACACCGAGGGACAGCCGUUAUUCAACACCGCUUUGUCGGUAGAGACUGCGAGCGCUGACCUUACUCAACCCGAAAUGACAACAAUCGCACUUGAGGACGAGGCUGUGUUUGAUCCGCACGAAUAUGACAUGAUCGCAUCGUUCAUGUUGCUUGAUGAUAAUCCCAGGAUCUCGAUCAACUACUCCGAGCACCUGCUGUCAAAGGUGCAGGUCAGCGCAGUAGCUGACACAUUCCUGCAAGCCCUGGAAAAUAUCAUGCUUCACUCGGACAGCAAAGUGGGAGAUCUGGAGACGACGAUCAGUCCCCAGGACCUCGCUACAAUCUGGGGGUGGAAUUUGGAUGUGCCCGAGACCCUGCUGAGCUCAGUGCCUGAGCUGAUUACCCGAUGUGUUCAGGAACAGCCUGACGCAACAGCCGUAUGUGCUUGGGAUGGUGAACUUACUUACCGUGAACUUGAAGAUCUAUCCUCUCGACUGGCACAUCAUUUACUGGCUCGUGGAGUCAGCCCACAUUCAAUCUUGCCGGUGUGCUUCGAGAAGUCUCAAUGGGUGCCGGUGGCCAUUCUAGGUGUGCUCAAGGCAGGCUGUGCAGUAGUGACCAUGGACCCCGAACAGCCAGAAGAGCGUUUGCAGCUCGUGGCAAAGAAAGCCCAGGGUUUCAUUCUGACAUCUCCGGUCUGUCAAGAUUUGGCGUGUCGUUUACAGCCUGAAGUCAUCGUUCUAGAUGGACAAUCGCUCAAGGACAUGCCCGAGCCCGAUCCCUGCUACUUGCCAACAAUUUCCUCCACGGACAUGCUAUAUCUGAUCUUUUCCUCGGGAACCACGGGGACUCCCAAAGGAUCCGUGAUGUCCCAUGGGAACGCGUGCUCUGCAGUUCGCCAUCAACAGGCUCAUCUUGGGCUUCCCUCGCCUGCUCGAAUGCUAGACUGUCUGUCAUAUGCGUUCGACGCUCCCUGGUUCAACUUUCUGCAUGCGCUUACCUCGGGUGGCUGUCUAUGCAUUCCAUCGGAUACACAACGGAAGGACAAUCUUCCGGGCUGUUUGAGGACUCUGAAGGCCAAUUACGCGCUUCUAACACCAUCCGUCGCUAGGACCAUAGAGCCUGCAACGGUUCCUGGUCUUGAGACCCUUUCCUUGGGCGGAGAAGCCAUCAGUGCGGAUGACAUUACUCGAUGGCCCAAUACCAAGUUGUUUGGCCUUUAUGGUCCUUCUGAGUGCACUGUUGUCACGACAAUCUACCAGUUUAAAGGGAGAACGGAUGAAGCCAGAAUGCUAGGUCACUCCUUUGGCAUGAAUGCCUGGGUGGUUGACCCUCUGCAUGGCAAAAGCCUCGUGCCACUAGGUGGCAAAGGAGAGCUCUGGGUUGAAGGUCCCCUCGUUGGACAAGGAUAUCUCGGCGAGGUCGAGCAGACUUCGGCCAAUUACGUAGAAGACCCCGACUGGCUGUUGCGUGGAGCACCCGGCUGUUCUGGACGCCGGGGCCGGGUCUAUAAAACUGGAGAUAUUGUUCGGUCCCAUUCGGAUGGGUCGCUUCUUUACGUUGGUCGCAAAGAUACUCAGGUGAAGAUCCGGGGUCAACGUGUGGAACUCGCGGAAGUUGAACACCACCUCCGCCAAGCGCUGCCAGUCGGCGUGAAUGUGCCAGUGGUUGUGGAACUUGUUUGCCCUCAGGGUAGUGUCAAUCCAGUGCUGGUGGCCUUUGUUCCUAUAGGAGGUCAAGCUACCGCGUCACCACAGUCCAUCGCCGAGGCACUGAGACGGUACACGGACGGAGUCGAGGACCGCUUGAUGCGGAGCCUGCCCACAUACAUGAUCCCUCGCAUGUAUCUCCCCGUGGCGGAGAUUCCUUUCACAACGGCUGGAAAGAGAGACCAGCGCAGGUUAAAGCAGAUGGCAUCUUCACAUACUCUGGAGCAGCUUGCAGCGCUUCAGCCAUCGCAGCAUGUGCGCCGUGCUCCCUCAUCAGUGAUGGAAUGGCGUCUUCAAGAGAUGUGGGCUGCUAUCCUCGAUAUUGAUGCAGCCUCCAUUGCGGCAACAGAUAACUUCUUGCGAAUCGGUGGUGAUUCUAUUGGGGCAAUUCGUCUCGUUCGACUGGCUGCAGAACAGGGCAUCAUUCUCACGGUGUCCGCAAUCUUCAAAUCUCCCACUCUAUGCGACAUGGCCCAUGUCGCGAAGCUGGGAUCGGACUUCGUUCAGGACGAUAUCCCUCCAUUUACCCUAUUGGGGGAACAUGUGGUCGCUUCUCAGAUCCAAUUGCAGGCUGCAGUAUUGUGUGACCUGAGCCCCUCGACCGUCAAAGACAUCCUUCCGUGUACGCCUCUACAAGAAGGCUUGCUUUCUUUAACUGCCAAGCGUCAAGGUGACUAUGUGUACCCCCAAGUCCUGCAAUUGCAUGACUCGGUCGAUAUUUCACGCUUCAAAGAUGCCUGGAAUCAAGUCGUCAUGCAAACAUCGAUUCUGCGAACCCGUAUCGUUGACCUUGAAGGGCAAGGUUUAGUACAAGUUGUCACAACCCAUCCACCCGAGUGGCAUUAUGCCACCAAUCUAGACACCCUCAUUCAAGAACAUCUCAGUUUCCCCGUUACUCUUGGUACCGCCUUGGCCAGAUGUGGUUUGGUGGAGGUAGGCGGCGAAGAUCAGGAUCGGCAGCAGUACUUCGUGCUCACACUUCAUCAUGCACUAUAUGACGGAUGGUCAAUGUCACUCCUUUUAGCAGAGGUUGGCAAGGCUUACCACGGGACUGCGAGUGAUGGCCUUGUUUCUCUCAAUUCACUGAUCAAAUACGUGAGGGAGUUAGGUGCUGAGGCCGACUCAUACUGGCGAGACACACUGGAUGGUCUGGCAGCGGUGCCAUUCCCUUCCCCAUCAUCCCCCCUAUACCAGACGUGCGCACAAGAUAUGCUGGAGUAUCAAAUCCCAGAGAUUCAAUGGCCACAGAAUCAUAUCACUCCAGCGACCUCUCUUCGCGCGGCUUGGGCAAUUCUCACAGCCCAUUACACCCAGUGCGACGAUGUUAUCUUUGGAUCCACCGUCACAGGCCGACAGGCUCCAGUCUAUCGCGUGGAAGCUAUCGAAGGGCCAACAAUUGCAACUGUGCCAGUCCGUGUGACCAUCCCGGAAAACAUGAAUGUCAUGGGCCUGUUGGAGCAGGUGCAAGAGCAGUCGAUUGAUAUGAUCCCUUACGAGCAAGUCGGAUUGCAGCGAAUCCAGAGACUCGGCACGGAUGCGGAGAGAGCAUGUCAGUUCCAGACAUUGCUAGUGGUACAGCCAGCACCGGAAACGACGGUAACCGAUGGGAGCCCCUCCUUAUUUCACGAAGAUGGUAGUGCUGCUAGCCAGACAUCCCUUGGAAGCUUUAAUUCAUAUGCCCUCCUGCUGCAAUGUCAGCUGACGGCCACUGGCUUGUCCAUCCAGAUGAGCUACGACUCCCAUGUCAUGGCCGAGCCGCAGGUACAACGACUAGCCGUUCAAUUCGAACACAUCUUGCGGCUCCUGUGCGAUGAAUCUCAACAUCAAUCUCCCGUAUAUCAUCUCGAAGCGAUCUGUGACGAGGAUCUUCGGCGCGUUUGGACGCUUAACUCCCCGGUGCCAACCACAGUGGAAGCUUGCAUGCACGAUAUCUUCACAAAGCACGCCCGGCAGAAGCCGGCUUCUCAAGCCGUCGCAUCGUGGGAUGGAAAUCUGACCUAUAGCGAACUCGACGAACACUCCACCAAGCUAGCACAUCAUCUGCACAACUCAGGGGUUGGCCCAGGUGCUGUCGUCGCGCUCUGCUUUGAAAAGUCCAUGUGGAUGCCGGUCGCAAUGCUGGGGGUAAUGAAAGCCGGAGGUGCAUCGGUGGCUCUUGACAUCACACAACCAGAGGAUCGUCUCCGGACGGUUGUAGAGCAGGUGCAGCCUGUUCUUGUUCUGUGCUCCAUUCAGGCAAAGGCACUGGCACAAUCCCUUAUCGUUAAACCCGUGGAUGUUGUCUCACAACAGACCCUCGAUGCCAGGUCUUCCUGCAGCAUGGAACACGGUCAACUGCCCGUGGUUCAGCCUACAGACCGACUUUAUAUUUGCUUCACAUCAGGAAGUACGGGAGUACCUAAAGGUGCGAUGAUGUCUCAUCAGAACAUGGCUAGUGCAGUGUACCACCAGAGGGCGGCUCUCGAUUUGACCGACUCAGCCAGGGUUUUCGACUUUUCAUCUUACGCUUUCGAUGCUUGCUGGAUGAACUUCGUCCACACUAUAGCAGCCGGCGCCUGCUUCUGUAUCCCAUCGGACGAGGAGAGAAAGGGCGAUCUUGCCGAGUGUAUGGGUCGCUUGGGUGUGACCUUUACAUUCCUCACACCGUCCACCGCACGCUUGAUUAAUCCAGCAUCCGUCCCUGACCUCCAGAUACUAGUCAUCGGUGGUGAGGCGGCGACGCAACAGGACAUCAUCCAGUGGAAAGAUCACGUACAACUCAAGAAUCUCUACGGCCCCGCGGAAUGCAGUGCUGCCUCCACCAUUUUCGACAUCAGCAGCAACGAGCACCAUCCUGGAACCAUCGGUGCUGGGAAAGGAAUGGCGACAUGGGUGGUUGAGCCGGUCGAAAGCCGCCAAUUAUCGCCUUAUGGGGCAGUGGGUGAGUUAUGGCUCGAAGGCCCUUUGGUAGGAUUAGGCUAUCUUGGACGCCCGGAUCUCAGUGCCGCCAGCUUUACAGACAACCCUCCCUGGCUCCUGCAGGGCCAACCCCCAGGGUUCUCAGGGCGGACCGGCCGAAUGUACCGUACUGGGGAUCUGGUGCGUUAUAACCAGGACGGAACUCUGGUCUAUAUAGAGCGGAAAGAUGCCCAGGUCAAGAUUCGUGGACAGCGCGUUGAGUUGGCUGAAGUCGAGUACCAUCUAAACCAAACCUUGCCCCCAGCCGCCGCAGAGAUUGGUGUGGCCGUUGAGGUUCUCAGGCCGCAGGGAAGUGUUAAUCCAAUAUUGGUUGCGUAUUUGGCAAUUGGAGAGCCUGCACUGGGCUCACUGGAAACCAUCCGAGCGAAGUUGGCUCACUACAGCCAAGGCGCCAGGGAGCGACUGGAGGACCAAGUACCAAGCUAUAUGGUGCCCAGCCUCUUUGUUCCGGUGGUCAGUAUUCCCAUGACUGUAACGGGCAAACGAGACCGACGGCGACUGCAUGAGACAUGGGCGUCUCGGUCACUGGAAGAACUGGCGGACUUGCAACCAACCCGGGGUAACUUUCAAGCACCGACAACAGAUCUUGAAACACAAAUUCAGGCACUUUGGGCCGAAUGCUUGAAUAUUUCCGCAUCCAAAAUCGGUAUGCAAGAUAGCUUCUUUGCUCUCGGGGGGGACUCAAUUUCUGCCAUGCAGCUCUCUGCAAAGAGCCGGUCCAUGAAUCUCCAAAUAGCUGUUCCCGACAUUUUCCGGUGCAAAACAAUCGCUCGACUGGCACUUGGUGUCUCCCCCUUGGUGAACCUGGCUGUGGAUCAUACGCCGGAUGACCAGGGUGAGUCCUUUGCCCUUUCCCCCAUCCAACAGAUGUUCGCCGAUACACUGUGUGGGGUGAGCCAUCAUUUCAAUCAAAGCUUCUUUGUACAGGUCCGUAAGUCAGUCACACUCUCUCAGCUAAACGCCGCAAUGGAUGCUGUUGUGGGCCAACAUGGCAUGUUGCGUGCCCGCUUCGAGUGUGACGGAGAGAGGAUCUUGAGCCAGCGCAUCCUACCCCCUGGAACCUCGGGAAACUAUCGUGUCAGUCAGCAUGAGGUUGCGGACUCUCAGGCUACUUCAGUGGUGAUUCAUCACAGUCAACUCUCUUUGGACAUUCAGAAUGGACCAGUCAUGGCUGUGGAUUUGAUCAAUGCACCUGAGGGUCAAUCCCUGUUCUUGGUGGCCCAUCACAUGGUGGUGGAUCUGGUAUCAUGGAGAAUCAUCCUGGCUGACUUGGAGGACCACUUGACCAAUUCAUCGAUAUCAGGCUUGACGUCGAUGUCCUUCCAGUCCUGGUGUCGUCUACAGGCUGACCACGCCCAGAGCCACUGCGAGGUGGAGGCUGUUCUCCCGGACGGGACUUUGCCUCUCCCACCGCCAGACCUAGCCUAUUGGGGCCAGAUAAACAGUUCGAACAAUUUCGAAGAUGUGAUCAAGGGUAAAAUUGUUCUCACAAAGCAGGUGACGGAGACGUUAUUGGGGCCCGCGAAUGCGGCAUUUGAUACACAGCCAGUGGAGCUCCUCCACGCCUCGAUUCUUCAUUCCUUCGCCGCCACGUUCCAUGAUAGGACACCCCCAACAGUAUUCAGCGAAGGCCAUGGUCGCGAGCCCUGGAGCUCUGCAAUUGAUAUCUCACGCACAGUGGGGUGGUUUACCACGAUGUUUCCCAUAGUAGCCGCGGCAAAGAAGGGGGACAAGAUCGCCAACCUCGUGCGUCAAGUCAAGGAUCUUCGGCGUCAGAUGCCAAGCAAUGGACGGCCAUACUUUGCAUCUCGGUUCCUUAGUUCGGCUGGCAAGGAGGCAUUCCAGUCCAAUGGCCCUGUUGAGAUCAUGUUCAACUAUCUUGGUUUAUAUCAGCAGCUAGAGCGAGCAGACGCCCUCUUCAACCUACGCAGUAUGCCAGACGGGGUUGAUGAUCUUUGUGAUAUCUCUGGAAAGAUGCCCCGCUUUGCUUUGGUGGAUAUUUCGGCGUCUGUGACAGAUGGAUGUCUGCACGUGGAAUUCCUCUAUAAUCAGCACAUGAAACACCAAACCUCAAUCCGCACGUGGAUCGAGGAAUGCAAGCACACCCUCCAGACAGCAGCGCGGGAGCUUCCUCUCCUUCAGCCGAGCUACACUGCGUGCAGCUUCCCACUGUUACGCAUGAGAGAACCUGACCUACCGACACUAAGGCAGCGAUUGACCGAUCUAGACAUUGCCUACGGUCAAGUGGAAGAUAUAUAUCCCUGUUCGCCACUCCAAGAGGGAAUCAUUCUCAGUCAGAUCAAGAACCCAUCCCUUUACAGAACGCGGAUCCGGUGGAUGGCGCGGUCUAGACAAGGAUCGACAAGAGUGGAUACAGACCGAAUCAAACAGGCAUGGCAGCAGCUGGUAGACCGACAUGCAGCCCUUCGCACUAUAUUCAUUGACAGCAUCUCGGGCAGAGGGCUCAAAGAUCAACUGGUGGUGAAGGACCUCCUGGCGAACGUCCAUAUUGUCCAGCCAACAAAUGAAGCAAGGAUCGGGGGCACAUCCACAGCAAAAGGUGACACGAGCUCAACAUUCAUUCUAUCCCCAACGGACUCUGGUGUGCUGUGUGAGCUAUCCAUCAACCAUGCUUGCAUUGACGCUCGUUCUUUGGGGAUCAUCAAGGAGGAGCUGUGUGCCGCAUAUGAUGACAACCUCCCCUCAGCUGUAGCGCCACUUUACAAAGACUAUAUCCAGUUCAUGCAGUCUGUGCCUACUUCCCCGGCGGAGAAGUACUGGCAAAGCCAUCUCAAAGGGGUCAACCCCUGUAUAUUUCCUCCUUUGGACGGCCCGGAAGCGGGAGGUCGGCGGUUGCGAACCAUCUCAAGUACAUUCGAUCAGGAGCUACACCUAUCGCUACGUGCCUUCUGCAUGGAACAUGGACUUACCACAUCCAACGUGUUCCAUGUUGCCUGGGCAUUAGCUUUGCGUGCUUACACUGGCCUGGAGACAGUAUGCUUUGGCUAUCUCACAUCCGGUCGAAACAUUCCCCUUCAAGGAGCUGACAGAACCGUUGGUCCCUUCAUUAAUAUGCUUGUUAGCCGCGUGGAUCUGGCUAACGGGGACACGCUCACGGCCUUGGUCCAGAGGAACCAAGAACAGUACCUUCAGAGCCUGGAGUUUCAACAUUGUCCACUGGCGAAGAUCUUCCACUUGGCAGAUACACCUGAGAAGGAGCUCUUCAAUACUGCGAUGUCGCUUCAAUCGAGUGGGUCUUUGCCACAGGCCAGUAGUUCGACAAUAUCACUUGUAGACGACGGAGGUGAUGAUCCCACCGAGUACGAUAUCCUGAUAAAUAUUGGGGUUGGGGAUGAGGAAACCGCCUUGGACUUCAAUUUCAAUGGGUCAAAGGUAUCUGAAAGUCAUGCAAAGAGUGCCCUCGACAUAUUCCACAAGGCCGUCAAAAAGAUUGUUCAGCAUGGAGAUCAGACAACGUUGGAGGCCAAUUUUAUCAGCAGGCAUGACUUACAAACCAUCUGGGAUUGGAACUCCUCCCCAACGAAGCCUGUGAACCGAUGCGUGCAUGAGUUCAUCAUGGAGCAGGCCGAGAGACAACCAGCGGCCGCUGCGAUCUGUGCUUGGGACGGCAGUCUCACGUACAAAGAGCUCAAUGACAUGUCCACGAACUUGGCAUUCCAAAUUGGUAAGCUUGGUGUCGGGCCAGGUAUGAACGUCCCAUUGCUCUUCGAAAAGUCUCGGUGGAUGUCCGUUGCCAGCUUAGCGGUAAUGAAGGCUGGUGGAACCAUGGUGAGCUUGGAUCCGUCUCAACCAGAAGAGAGACUACGGGUUAUCAUCGAUCAGGUCCAGCCAGGGCUCAUACUCGCCUCUGGAGGAGCCCAAGUCAGAGCCUCGAGUAUUGCAGAUUGCCCCGUUGUUCCUGUCGAGGCCGCCAGCUUGGCAAUGUUAAGUGCACCCCUUGAUGCCAGCUUACCCACGGUCGAUCCUGCCGGUAGUCUGUAUCUGGUGUUCACAUCUGGAAGUUCCGGCCUGCCGAAGGGGGUGGCCAUUAGUCACUCUAACUUCAGCACGGGUAUCGCUCACCAACGUGACUGCUUGAAGCUAUCCACCUCCUCGCGAGUUUUGGAGUAUGCUUCGUACGCGUUCGAUGUCUCCUGGGGCACGAUUCUUGCCACUCUUGGUGCUGGUGGCUGCGUCUGUAUUCCCGAGGAAUCGGAACGCCGUGGGGAUAUUAGUGCAACCAUGCGUCGUCUGGAGGUAAACUACGCAGGCCUCACUCCGUCUGUCGCACGUCUUCUGGAUCCUUCGGACACGCCGCUUCUUAAGACCCUUGUCUUGGCCGGCGAACCUGUAUCACAGUCGGAUGUGAAGCAAUGGAGUCCGCACGUCGAUCUGAUUAAUGCUUAUGGUCCUGCAGAAACCACUGUAUGGGUGACAUUUGCAAAUCUCGGAACAGACAUAUCUACCCCAUCCAUCGGAAAGGGGGUUGCUUGCAACACAUGGGUUGUUGACCCUUGUCGACCAAGCCAGUUGACACCACUGGGCUGUGUGGGUGAACUUUGGCUCGAAGGCCCGCUAGUGGGACGUGGUUAUUAUCGCGACCCGGAACGAACAACAGCCGCCUUCAUCGAAAAUCCACAAUGGUUGGUCCGAGGACCAGGGGGCACGCAAGACUCUGGUCGACAAGGAAGGCUUUAUCGGACCGGUGACUUGGUUCGGUAUAUGCCAGACGGAUCAAUCGCAUACAUUGGAAGAAAGGACAACCAAGUUAAGAUUCACGGUCAGCGGGUCGAGCUCGAGGAAGUAGAAAAGCAUAUCCAGCAGGCCAUCAUGAAAAGUGCAGCUGCAACGGCUAUGGUCUCUGUUGUGGCUGCUAUCGUCGUUCCCAAAGGAAGCAGCAAGUCAAUUUUGGCAGCCUAUCUCGCUUUGGGAAAUUCGGCAGUGGGACCAUUGGAUGUGGUUCGCACAGCUGUCAGCCCUUAUGUUGGGCUUGUCAACCAGUCACUGGAAAAGCAAUUGCCCAGCUACAUGAGACCAAGCAUCUAUAUCCCUGUCGCCGAGAUCCCCACCACUACAAAUGGAAAGACCGACCGCAGGAUGCUCCAAGCCAUGGCAUCUAUCCGCACUCUUUCUGAAUGGGCAAGCCUGCAGUGUGCCGAUGCCAAAGAGUGUACAGCAUCUUCUCCGGGAGAAUUGGAGCUUCAAAGACUUUUCGCCGAAGUGCUGAACAUCGACCAGAGUCUUCUGGGUGUGAACGAAAGUUUCUUCUCGCUGGGAGGAGAUUCCAUUACGGCAAUGCAGCUGUCGGCCAAGUCCAAGUCCAGCGGUGUAUACGUCACAGUGGGCGAUAUCUUCAGAUACAGGACCGUCGUGCAGCUGUCAAAGCAUGCGAUUGAUACGACGGCUAUGUCCGCGCCGCUCCGAGAAGCCACGGACAACCUCCUCGAUCUCUCUCCUGCCCAGGAGCUAUUCUUUGCCUCGCAGGACAAGGGCAAGAACUUGUUCAACCAGACCAUCCUGGCCCGCGUGUCAAGUCCCCUGAAUCCCAACACUCUUCGACAGGCAAUCGAGGCUCUGAUAGCGCGUCACCCCAUGCUUCGUGCUCGCUUUUCUCAGGCUGCUGACGGGGCCUGGAAGCAAAAGAUUAUGCCUGACCCCGCAGGCUGCUAUGUUUUCCGCGAACAUCAAAUUACCUCCCUGGAAGACAUAGAGCCUGUUCUGCAUAGCAGCCAGGAGUCCAUGGACAUUUCCCAAGGCCCUGUUCUUGUCGUGGAUCUGAUCGAGUCAAGUCAGAAUGAGCAGUAUGUUUUCCUGGUUGCCCACCAUCUUGUGAUGGACCUCGAAUCAUGGAGAAUCACCCUGAGGGAGCUGGAGGAGUACAUGAUUUCAGGGAGAAUAACCGGCUUUACGCCAUUCCCAUUCCAGUCUUGGAAUCAUCUUCAAACGAACUAUUCUCGAGAUCAUUCCCCUCCGCAGGAUGCAUUGCCCUUUGAUGUCAGACCACCCCAGCAUGAUUACUGGGGAUUGGCCCCUGGGUAUGAUGAAAACACCCUGAGCAAUGCCGGUCACAGCAGCUUUACGCUUGAUAGGUCUCUCACCGAGAUGCUCAUGGGCCCGGCCAACUCUGUGUUCAAUACACAGCCUCUUGAAGUCCUCCAUGCAGCUCUUUUGUACGCGUUUGUCAACACAUUCCCCGACCGCGAUCCACCGCCUAUCUUCACUGAAGGGCAUGGUCGAGAGGUCUGGGACUAUACCAUCGACCUUUCGAGGACCGUCGGGUGUUUUACCACUCUUUCCCCGGUCUCGGCUCCCAUUAAACGAGGUAGCAGCCUUGCAGAUGCGGUGCAGUGUGUUAAGGAUACACGCCGACAGGCACCACGCCACGGCUCGUCCCAUUUCACCUCCCAACAUCUCAAUUCUGCAGGACGGCAGGGAUUCACGGCCAAGGGUCCUGUGGAGAUCAUUUUCAAUUGCACGGGGUUGUCUCAACAGUUGGGGCGCCAUGAUUCUCUGUUCCAACAGUCCGAGAUCACGGUAACGAAGCCCUCUGCUGCUACAACAACGAUUUCCCGCUUUUCGCUGGUUGAUGUCACUGCAUCUGUCACUCAUGGUCAAUUGAGGUUUAAAUUCACAUAUAACAAGGAGAUGAAGCCAUUGGAUAAGAUACUUGAAUGGAUCAAUCAGUCCGAGUGCGCACUGAGAACCGCGGCGGAAGAACUCGUGGUCCAUAGCCCAAGCCGCACUAUCUGCGACUUUCCCUUGCUAUCUCUCUCGCAAGAAACCCUGGAUGAGCUUUCCAACAGAGUUCUGCCGGGUUUGGGUCUUUCCUACAGUCAGAUUGAAGACAUAUACCCCGCUGCCCCAGUCCAGCAGGGCAUGAUCAAGAGCCAGACCAAGAGCAACGAGCUCUAUUGGACUCGACUACGGUGGACAGUCCAGUCAACGUCCACAUCGCCAAUUGACCUCGAUCGGUUGAAGUGUGCAUGGCAGCUAGUCGUCAAACGGCACUCAGUGUUGAGGACGAUCUUCAUUGAUGGUGUCGGACCCAACAAAGGCAAGAGCCAGUUGGUAUUUAAAGAUGUUCCUGUGGAUGUCAAGCUCCUGUACACCGAGCAGCAGAUUCUUCCGGUGCCAGCCAGUGGGGUGAAAUGGCACACCGAUUUGUCUACCAGGACAGAAACACCGCAGCAUUCUCUUGUUCUCACGCAAACAGCUUCAGGACGCGUGUUCUGUGAUUUGGAACUGAAUCAUACCAUGUUCGACGGACAUUCCCUAGGCCUCAUGAAGCAGGAGAUAUGCGCAGCGUAUACUGGUAGUCUGCCCACUUCACCCGCACCGUCAUACAAGGUGUACAUUGAACAUUUGUCGAAAUUGCCUGUUGAGGAUGGUGAGCAAUUCUGGCAGGCAUACCUCCAUGGCGUUCAGCCAUGUCACUUCCCGACACUCGGGCAGCCAGGCACAUCGCACGGUCCACAAAAGCGCACUGCGCUAUCCGUGUCGCUGGACUCGUCCACUCAUCAAGCGCUGCCUGCGUUCUGCCAGCAGCAUGGAGUUACUUCUUCAAACGUGCUUUAUCUGGCCUGGGGAAUUCUUCUCCGCGCCGUGACUGGUGCAGACAAGGUCUCUUUCGGCUAUGCCACGUCUGGACGUGAUGCCCCCAUUCCUGGAGUACACAUGGUUCUUGGUCCUUUGAUGAAUAUGCUUGUGUGUGUUCUCGACUUUGGGGCGCAAAAAUCUGUGCGUUCGACCAUGGAAAAGGUCCAAGAAGACUAUCUUGCCGCUUUACGAUACCAGUUUACUCCACUCGGCGAAGACAUGCAGCUCUCUGGGACGUUCGGCCAGGGCCUCAUCAACACCGCUGUAUUUGCCCAGGUUGGUCCCACUCGUAGGGAACAGAACCUGCAUGAAAUUUCAAUUGCAGACCAGGCAGGACGGGGGUCGCCAGAUUAUGACAUUGCCAUUGCCUUCGCUCAAGACGACGUCGAAACUAAGAUUUCAUUCGACUGCGCAGCCCUUGCUCUAUCCGAAGAAGGGGUCCAAAGCCUUGCAGGGCUUUUCCUUCGGGUUGUUGAGGAUGUCCUUCGGGUCCCAGAUCAAAACGCACAUGCGAUCAAUUUGAUCAGCCAGCAGGACCUGGAGAGCCUCAGGGCUUGUAAUCAAACAGAUCCCCAGAGAGUGGACUCUUGUCAUAACGUCACCGCGCAGGCAUCAUCGGACCAGCUCGCCAUGGUUGACAACCAGCACACUGACUCUGUGGACUCACAAACACCUGAACUCGGUGUUUAA
Penicillium salamii is the source of this 17385-nucleotide messenger RNA. The record is from the annotation of a GenBank genome assembly. NCBI's taxonomy places the organism in Eukaryota, Fungi, Ascomycota, Eurotiomycetes, Eurotiales, Aspergillaceae.